This is a messenger RNA of Mytilus trossulus (common blue mussel), 774 nucleotides long. RefSeq lists its product as uncharacterized. Lineage: Eukaryota; Metazoa; Mollusca; Bivalvia; Mytilida; Mytilidae. The coding region runs from base 24 to 596 and encodes 190 amino acids. The transcript has 3 exons. Gene Ontology annotation, cellular component: membrane. The record is from RefSeq and is a predicted model, not a curated record.
CUUAGAAGUUUCUUCCCUAAAACAUGGAAAAUGAAAUAGAAGAGAAUUUACCACCAGCUCUUGUGAUGAUUAUCAUAGCAUUUGUGUUAUACAUUUUUGGAAAUGCAACUUCGUUCUACUUCACGAUAGAGUAUUCUAAUCAGAAAGUAAACAGCGGAUUAUGGACACGCUGUGAAUCUGACGCUCUUGUUAAAGAAUGCUUUAACAUACAAAUAUAUGCAGAACAUGAUUGGUAUAAAAUGUGUCUUGUCAUGAAUGCAUUUGGAUUCAGUGCUCUCAUAGUAUCGAUCGCUUGCGUUGGAUUGAGAUUGUUUAAGUUCCCUGAAAACAAAGUUUUGCGAAUUAUUACUCCCUUAGUUGUUUUCUCUGCAGUGGUGUUUAUUCUCAUAGGAACUGUCUUAUUUGUGAAGAAUAAUGAUGACAUCAUAACAGAACCAUAUGGAGAAUUAUCUUAUGGGUACUCAUUUGCAUUAUGCAUAUCAGGAAUGUGUCUUGCUGCUUUGGUCGAUAUCGUCCUAAUUAUAGAACUUAUAAAACCCAAAAAGAAUACUAAAAAUCGUGUUGAUGCAAAUGCAAUUAACAAUAUCAAGUUCUGAAACACGAAUACAAAUUGGUCUUUUUAGUAAAGUGGUUGAUCUACUGCUAUAUCAACAAUAUUGUAGUGAUUUUAUUGAGAACGCCCAAAAUUGUGUUGAUCUAACCUAUUGUGGGGGACAAAAUUGAUGUAAAUUGCGAAUAAUUCAUCUAUAAGAAAGAUUUUGUAUGUUAAUUGAA